UCCGCCCGUCAUUUCCUCUGACUCUCUCUGAAUCACAGGUGAGUAAGCGGCUGCAGAAUGUGCAGCGUGCUCAGACCUGCUGCAGGACAGCAGAGCGGUUAAAACCCGGCGCUCGCCCAGAACCAGAACAUUCUCCUCAGCUGAUUUCUGGAUCCACCGACAUGCAGAGCUGCUGGGUUUUACUCUGCGUGGUUCUGGCUGCUCUGGGCUCGGUCCAGACCACCUACACCUCCUACUUUUCAGAUGUUUCAUUAAGCUCCGUCCUCCCGUCUCGUCCUGCAGCGGCCUCCCGCUGUGAGUGCGGCGGCCGGGCGCGGCUCUGCCAGCGGGACGCCUGGGGUCUGCGCUGCCUGGACUGUCAGGGAAACACGGAGGGUCGGCACUGCGAGCGCUGCAAGGACGGAUUCUACCAGCAGGGGGCGCGGCUGAGCUGCACGCCCUGCAGCUGCAACCCCGCAGGAUCUGUUAGCAACACGUGUGACAGCAGGGGGCGCUGCAGCUGUAAGGACGGCGUCUCUGGAGACAAAUGUGACCUUUGCCCCGACGGCCCGAUGGGAGCGGACGGCUGCAGGAGGAGGCGCCAGGAAAGAGAGGAUUCUGGGAGUUUGACUCUGCCGUGUUUCUGUUACGGACACAGUGAGCGAUGUUCUGCUCGGCCUGGUUUCUCCGUCCACAACGUCUCCUCCACCUUCAGCUCAGGUCCGGACGGCUGGACGGUGGCGACGGUCCAGCGCACGACUCCUCAGGACGUUCUGUUCCGCUGGUCGCCCAAACACCAGGACCUGGAGGUCAUCUCCAAACAAAGCCUGCCCACUUACCUGUACGCACCAGACGCUUACCUGGGGAACAAGCUGCUGAGUUACGGCCAGAACUUGUCCUUCUCGCUGCGUUUGGACCGCGGCGUUCGCCACCCGUCCACCAGCGACGUCGUCCUGGAGGGCGGCGGCCUGAGAGUGGCUGCGGCGCUGGGGGACCUGAGGGCCGUCGUCCCCUGUGGGAAGAAGAUCAGCUACACCUUCAGGCUGGAUGAGAAGAGCAGCAGCAAGUGGAAACCUCAGCUUUCCUCAUUCGAGUUCCAGAAGCUUCUCCAGAACCUGACGGCCAUAAAGAUCCGGGCCACGUUCGGAGAGGAUGGACGCGGUUACCUUGACGACGUGAACCUGGUUUCGGCUUGGCGUGGGGACGGCGUGGCGGCCGGCUGGGUCCAGACCUGCACAUGUCCACCAGGAUACGAGGGCGACUUCUGUGAGCGCUGCUCGGCCGGGUUCCGGCGCCGGGCGCCGUCAUCCGGGGCCUUCAGCGCCUGUGAGCCGUGCAGCUGCAGGGGGGGCAGCUGCGACCCCCAGACCGGAGACUGCUACUCCGCCGACGAGACGCCCGGCGAGCGGAGCUGCUCCGAGGGCUUCUACAGAGACCAGCAGGGGAGCUGCGAGCGCUGCCCCUGCCCGGACAGGACGUCCUGCUCCCUGCAGGCCGGAGCGCUGGAGCCUCAGUGCCUCCGCUGUCCGCCGGGAACCUUUGGGUUUUACUGCGACACCUGUCGGGAGGGUUUCUAUGGCGACCCCGCAGGCCUGCGAGGCGCGCAGCGACCCUGCAGACCCUGCAGCUGCAACGGCCACAUCGACGUCAACGCGGCGGGAAGCUGCGACCGCUCCAGCGGAGAAUGCCUGAGGUGUCUGAACAACACGACGGGUCGGUUCUGUGAGAGCUGCCUGCCCCGGUUCUACCGCGACCCGUCCGGCACCGCCUGCAAACCCUGCAGCUGCAACAUCCUGGGCUCAGAGGACGGCCAGUGCGACGCGGCCGGCCGGUGCCGCUGCCGACCCGGUUUCCAGGGUCCGAGGUGCGACCGGCCCGACUGCCCCACCUGCUUCACCCCCAUCAGGAAGAAGAUGGAGCUUUACUCCAUCAAACUGAAGGAGCUGGAGCUCCUGUUCUCUGAACCGGGUCGGGUUCCGACCAACCGGGCCGAGAUGGAGGCGGCUCUGAGAGCGAUGGAGGGUCUGAUGAAGAACCUGCAGCAGGACGCCGAGCAGCUGACGGAUCAGGAGAAGUCGCUGCAGACUCGCCUGUCGUCCAUCAGCAGCCGUCAGCUGACUGAAGAGCAGCAGGUCCAGAACAUCUCACAGACGGUCAAACACAUCGGUCAGCAGCAGCGGACCUUCAAGUCGAAGGUGCAGGAGGUCGAGACGCUGAUCGGUGCCAUGAAGAAACUUCUGGACGAGGCAAAAACCAAAAUCCAGGCCGUGGAGCUUCCUGUCCGCGAUGAUCCGCUGACUUCAGGCUCGCUGUCCUCGCUGGUGCAGCAGGCGACAGGACUGGCUGAUGAACACAAGACGGCGGCGGACUCCGUGGAGCAGACGGCCAACGAGGCUCUGAGCGACUCCAAGCAGAGUCUGGAUCUGGUCCGGACUCUGAUGAACAAGGAGAACAAAGUCAAGGAGCUGAUUGGAGAUCUGCAGGAUCUAUAUGAUAAAACCUCAGCAGAUGUGAAGAGUUUGGAGAAGCGAGCAGGAAGUCUGAGUGACGACGCCAAACAGGAGACCAAGAUGGCCGACAGCAUGCUGAAAGACAUUUCCAGGCUGGAGAAGAACCUCCCAUCGUCGAUGAAGGACGCUGUGGACGCCAUGGCAACCAGGCUGGACGCCCUGAAGGAGGCGGCGCAGAAGAACAUGUCCGCCGUGGACGAUCUGCUGGGCGCUGUGGAGGACGACCGGACCGACGCCGAAGAUCUGCUGGAUCAGGGACAAACCGCCCAGCAGGAGUUCAACGAGCUGCUGGACCGGGUCAGAACCGCUAAGGCUGAAACCGACAAGGCUCUGCAGAGCGUCGGCCCCAACAACGACCUGGACGACACUCUGAGCACCUUGAGAGGUUUUGACCAGCAGAUCAGCGACAGUAAAGCUGAAGCCGAUGAAGCCAUCAAGCGUCUUCCGAACAUCGACGGCACCAUCCAGGCAGCUGUGGGUAAAAACGGCCAGGCCCAGUCGGUUCUGGACGCGGCGUCCAAAGAUCACGACGAGGCGAUGGGAAACAUCAACGCGCUGGACGGCCUGGCUAAAAACCUCCAGAACACGGCCGGGUCGCUGCCGGAUGCUGGUGGUUUGGUGAGCGAAGCCGACAAACUGAACCAGGAGGCCAAGAACCUGAAGGCCGGAGCGGAGCGGACGGCCGAGGGUCUGAGGGACGGCCUGAAGGAGGCGGAGGAGCUGGCUGCUGGAGCCCAGGAGGCGGCUGCCGGAGCCACCGCGGCGCUCGCCAACGCCAAGCAGAGCAAAGACGCCGUUCAGGAAACGCUGAGAUCCGUCAGCAACAUGCUGGCCAACCUGAACUCCGGACCCGUUGUGGACGAGGAGCAGCUGCGGAGGCUGGAGGAGGCUCUGGGCCGGGCCGAGGCGGAGGUUCUGGUCCGCCUGCGGCCGCAGCUGGACGACAUGGAGGACCAGGAGGAGGCGCAUCGCCGCCGCCUCGCCGCCAUCAACGCCGACAUCGACAGCAUCCUGAGGGACAUCGCCAACCUGGAGGACAUCCGGGACAGCAUCCCUGCUGGCUGCUACAACACGCCGCCCAUCGAGGAGCCCUGAGCCGCAGGGCGGGGGUCAGGGGUCGCAGGGCAGGGGUCAGGGGUCGCAGGGCAGGGGUCAGGGGUCGGGGGUCGCAGGUCAGGGGUCGCAGGCUUCAGACGCUCCAGAAGGGGAACGGUUUUCCUCCUCCUGGGAGUUUCCAUCUGCUGGUGUUCAUAUCAAACCCUCCUGAGGAACCGGUUCUGGUCCGGAUCGGUCGGUCCGCUCUGCUCAUUUUAGUGUUCAGAUUAUUUUUCUACAAAAUAAAUAAAAACAACCGAACUUGUUGAGGACAACAAACCCUGGAGAACCGGCUGACGUCUUUAUAUACUUUAUUAUUUUACGGUCAGAUGUUUAUAAAAUCAGUUUAUCAGUUUUUACAUAAAUUCUGCAUUAUUUAACAAUCCACAGUUUGAAACUUUAAAGUUUUAAAUUGAAUUCGUCCAAACGUUUCCAUGUGUAACCAUGGAAACGGUGGCUGUCAUGGCGUUUCUUAGUGUUCAGGUUAUUAAAACCUUUUUUUCAGUAUUUAUGUGUGAAUAAGGAGAGAAAACAUUUUAAUUUCUCCACUUUCUGCAGGUUGUGGGAGCCGCUGGAACAUGAAUUUAUAGAUUAACAGAUUAUUGUUGCUCUGUGAUGAUCAGUCAGAUGCAUUUUUUUAUCUUUUCUGUAUUUAUACUUGUACAGAUUCAUAUCUUUUGCUGAUAUGAAAAAUGUUUUUCUUUAGUUUUGUUACAAAACAUGUUGGAUCACUGAACAACAGAAAUAUUAAGCUUCCUUAUUGAUUUCUAAUAAAAUCAAUUUCAAACCUU
Molecule: messenger RNA, 4375 nt
Organism: Poecilia latipinna (sailfin molly)
Lineage: Eukaryota; Metazoa; Chordata; Actinopteri; Cyprinodontiformes; Poeciliidae
Gene: lamc2
Product: laminin, gamma 2
Exons: 21
Coding region: 162-3584 (1140 amino acids)
Biological process (GO): tissue development; animal organ morphogenesis; axon guidance
Cellular component (GO): basement membrane
Source: RefSeq, a predicted model, not a curated record